Messenger RNA from Adineta steineri, 1512 nucleotides. Lineage: Eukaryota; Metazoa; Rotifera; Eurotatoria; Adinetida; Adinetidae. The record is from the annotation of a GenBank genome assembly.
AUGUAUUCAACUAUUAUUCGUCUUUUCAUCAUCUUAGGUAUCGCUCUGGCAGUAUGCGAGGCUACGUAUGUUCAAUGUCUUCAAAGAGUUCCCAUUUUUACAUGCGCAAAAAUGAGCUGCCCUGACGUUGGCUGGGCUAUCACCCACGAUCACUAUCCAUGUGAUUGCUUUAAAAUCGAGAAGGUUUUGGGUAAAAACAGAAAAUGGUAUAAAAUCGAUUUACCCAAUGGAAAUCAUGGCUAUGUAACCCAUGACCACUGUUCCAGCAAUGGCAAUGUUUCACAAUUUGCUGAAGAAUAUCAAUAUUAUCUCGAUCGACCAUUUCAAUCUAAUUUAUCGGAUCAAACUUUUCUUAAUUGUACACAUCCAUGGUUUGGAUCUGGAUGUCAAUAUUUAUUAGAAAUAAAUGAAGAUGAAUUCGUCCGGGAUUCAUUCGAAAUGACUUUAACAGAUAAUAUAUUUCAACAAACGUGUUAUGUUCUAUUAGAGUGUGGUCGUAGUGGUUCAUCGAUUUGUCUCGAUUGGCGUGAGAUAUGCAAUGGUCGAACCGAUUGUCUAAAUGAUGGUAUUGAUGAAAUUGGAUGUUUUAAUUUAGAAAUAAAUGAAUGCAAUAGGAAUGACUAUCGAUGUCACAAUGGAUUAUGUAUUCCAAAAAUCUUUUUGGAAAUGAAAUUUGUGGAAGCGCAAUGUUUUGAUGGAUCGGAUAAAAUUAUUAAGAACAAUCAUCUUCUGGAAGCUAAUUAUCGACCACAUCUAUUCGAAUAUCAAGAAUAUGUAUGUCGACCUGACGAAGGCCAAUUUACGUGUGGUGAUGGACAAUGUGUAGAAGAUUUUGGCCAAUGUGAAAAUAAUCGACAUUUAGCAUUAACUCAGUCAAUUAGUAUUCAAGGAAAUUUAUUCUAUCCAUGUUGGAUAGUUAUGAUUUGUCUUAGCAAAAUCAUGAAUAAAAUCGAAAAUGUAACAUGUGAUCAGCUCAUGCAAUCUUCUGAAAUCAUUGAAGAAUUUAAAAACUGUACGUUUCCUCUAGAGUUUCCGGUUACGCCUGUACUCUUUGGUCAUGUGCGAUUUUUAUAUGAUCUAAAGCAAAUUGACAAUAUUAAUACAACAUUAGCUCUUAAACCUGAUUAUGUUUGUUAUGAUGAGCAAUUAUGUGAUUUUCUUACACCUACAUUUCCUUAUAAAAAUCUAAGCUGUCGAUACGGAAAUGAAACAAGCUUUGACUUGAAUGUCGAAUUAACUACAUGGAAAUCUGUCAUCGAUUCAGUCAAACCAUACUUUAUUGGUUGUAUCACUCAACGUUAUCAAAACAUAAGUUCUCACUAUUCAUCACUGUAUCAUUGUAAGAAUUCAUCAAAAUAUAUUUCAAAAUAUCGAAUCCUUGAUGGUACACCUGAUUGUUUUCUAAAAGAUGAUGAACGAGCAUUCGAACUGAGUUGUUUAUUAAAUCAAACGCUUCGAUUUCAAUGUCCAGAUGAGAAACAAUGUCAUUCACCUAUAAUUCAAGAAAAAUAG